Messenger RNA from Purpureocillium lilacinum, 2070 nucleotides. RefSeq lists its product as uncharacterized. The record is from RefSeq and is a predicted model, not a curated record. Gene Ontology annotation, biological process: sulfur compound metabolic process. Gene Ontology annotation, molecular function: heme binding; molybdopterin cofactor binding; sulfite oxidase activity. Gene Ontology annotation, cellular component: mitochondrion. NCBI's taxonomy places the organism in Eukaryota, Fungi, Ascomycota, Sordariomycetes, Hypocreales, Ophiocordycipitaceae.
AUGAAGCCACGACUUCAGCACGCCCUCGGUCUGCAACGCCGCCUGCUCGCACAGCCGCCGACGUUGCCUGGCCCGUUGUCCCGGCGUGCCCCUGAGCUGUCGAGAUGCCGGGCCUUCAACACAUCUGUCCCAAGACGCGUGUCUCCCGCUGAGGGCCGAGGGGGCGGCAACCAGCGGACGGCAGCGGCAACUGCCAAACGGGUAUCGGGACCCGCUUCGCCUCGACGUGCCGUGGCGGCAGCCGGGCUCGCGGGACUCGUAUCUGCGUUGGCGCUACUGCAUCUCUCCUCCACAUCUCCGACAUCCUUUGACUCCCCGGCCUCCGCCGUUGCCUCGGCCUUUUCUGCUGCCGCCGCCGCCCACUCGGACCCGGACCCGGGCCCCGUCUUCACCAAGUCGCCUUCCGGCCCCAGCUCCACUGCCGCCGACAACCGCGACCCGGACCUGCCACGCUUCCGCAUCUCAGAGGUCCGCAAGCACGGGGCCGACUCGGACAACCCUUGGGUCAUCCACGAGGACAAGGUCUACGACAUCACUGACUGGGUCCCUGCCCAUCCCGGCGGUCAGGUCAUCCUGCGUGCCGCUGGCGGCUCCAUCGACCCCUACUGGAACAUCUUCAGCAUCCACAAGAAUCAAUACGUCUACGAUAUCCUUGCGCAGUACCUCAUCGGCUACAUCGACCAAGCCGACCUCAUUGACGGCCUGCCUGCCCAGGAUGAGAUUGAGGAUCCUUUUGCCGACGACCCUCAACGAGACCCGUCACUCAUCACCAAGACGGCCAAGCCACGGAAUGCCGAGACGCCGGGCGAAGCAUUGAGUUCCCAGUUCCUCACUCCCAAUGAGCUCUUCUAUGUCCGCAAUCACAUGUGGGUGCCCACGAUAGACGAGCCGGCUGCCGACAAGUACGUCCUCACUGUCGAGCUCGUCGAUGGGACCACCAAGCAGUACACUCUUCAGGACCUCAAGUCCAGAUUCCCGAGCCACACCAUCACUGCCGUCCUGCAGUGUUCUGGCAACCGCAGGAAACACAUGACCCAGGGCUCUGGCAGAUCUACCAACGGCCUUCAAUGGACUGCCGGGGCUAUUUCGAACGCCACGUGGGAGGGCGUCUUGCUAUCCGACGUUCUGGCCGAUGCUGGAUUUGAAGUGUCUGAGGCUUUGAGCGGCGAGAGUGAGGCCAAACACGUCCAUUUUGCCGGCCUCGAAGCAUACGCCGCAUCUAUCCCUAUCAAAAAGGCCGUUGACCCCCAAGGCGACGUGUUACUCGCGUACUCGAUGAACGGGCAGCCACUGCCACGCGACCACGGCUAUCCACUACGAUCCAUCGUUCCCGGCCAUGUCGCCGCCCGGUCCGUCAAGUGGCUCAACCAGAUCACCCUAAGCGACGAAGAGAGCACCAGCCAGUGGCAACGCAAAGACUACAAGUGCUUCGGCCCCAACGAGACCAAGGUCGACUGGGACGCCGCUCCCGCAAUUCAGGAACUGCCUGUACAGAGCGCCAUUACAGAGGUCAAGACCGGGGGCUGGACAAAGGCCGCUCGGAACGAUGCACAGGGCCAGGCCGAUGAGACGGCAAAAAAGGUCACGCUUGGUGGCUACGCGUAUUCUGGAGGAGGACGCUCCAUCAUCCGUGUGGACGUGUCCAUGGACAGUGGCAAGUCUUGGUCCCAAGCCUACCUCUUGCCCGACUGCGUCGGCAAGGACGGCUCCCCGUCACCCUGCCAGGGCCACGGAGCGUGGUCGUGGAAGAGAUGGAGGUUCGACACCGCGGUCCCGUUGGGGACCUUUCAAGAGCCAGAAAAGGUCGGAAGCUCUGAGCAAGUAGGGUCAGGCGAGGUUGAUAGCCCACCAGCCGCGACUCAGGGCAACAAGAAGUGCACAACCGUCAUGGUCAAGGCCACCGACGACACGUACAACACGCAGCCCGAGAGCCAUGCCGCGACGUGGAACCUGAGGGGUAACCUCGCCACCGCGUGGCACCGCAUUCAGGUGUGCGUCGACUGCUCCUCGGCGCCCAGCCCUCCCUCAAAUUCGGAUCAAAAGGCUCCCAAGAACAAAAACGACGGUUGA